Messenger RNA from Gregarina niphandrodes, 997 nucleotides. Its product is annotated as putative reverse transcriptase family protein. NCBI's taxonomy places the organism in Eukaryota, Apicomplexa, Conoidasida, Eugregarinorida, Gregarinidae. The annotation marks the transcript as partial. The transcript has a single exon. The record is from RefSeq and is a predicted model, not a curated record.
AUGAUACCGGCCCACAGAGACUUGGCCGCAGCCAACGGUAGCUCCGUCCACGUAGAAAGCGAAACCCAAGCCCAAUACAGACUAGGGCCCCUAUACGGAACCUACAAGUUUGUAGUGGCACGCCAACUGAGCCCAGAGGUCAUCAUCGGCUGGGACUUCAUGCGCGACGUUGGACUGACGCCAGCACCGGACCAAGGAAUUCUCCAACUCCGAGAAGGGGCCACCUUGAAGUUUCUGCCGGUGGAUGGAGCACCGCGGGUCGUGGCGGUAGCCCAACGCCAACCCGAUAUCCACAUGUCGGAAUCCUUGGCAGCAUGGCAGACCAGAGAACUUAAGUUACUGCUGGAGGAGGCAGCAUUCGCCUCGGAUCAGGUACCCUUCGGCAGGGCCACGGGCCGUGAACACGAAAUCGUCACGACACAUGAGCGGCCAGCGCAUCUACCGCUUCGGCGAACUUCGCCCAAUCAAAGAGACAUAGUUAGGACGGAGGUUGAGAAGAUGCUGGCCCAAGGUGUCAUUCGACCAUCAAAGUCCCCGUGGGCAUCGCCAAUAGUGCUCGUGUCCAAGAAAGACGGAUCGACUAGAUUCUGCGUCGACUACCGCUCGCUCAAUGAUAUGACAAAGAAGGACGUGUAUCCACUGCCCAGGAUAGACGACAUACUCUCGGCACUGGAGGGCGCCAAAUACUUCUCCAGUAUGGAUGCUGCGUCGGGCUACUGGCAGGUGCCCAUGGCCUCCAACUCCAUUGAGAAGACGGCCUUCAUAUGUACGGAAGGCCUCUUCGAGUUUCUGAUGAUGCCGUUCGGACUGUGCAACGCUCCCGCUACGUACCAACGGAUGAUGCAGAACAUCCUCAAGGAGCUACUCUGGCGUACCUGCUUCGUCUACUUGGACGAUAUUUUGGUGUUUGACCGGACUUGGGAAGAGCACCAAGAUAACCUGCGAGAGGUGCUUCGUCGGUUGAGGGAAAACGGCCUCUUGCUGAAGGCGCCCAAAU